AUGCUCCCGCGCUCCAGGUCUUCCUUUUCCGGCUCUCAAUGGGGCCUAUGGCAGGAUCUUGCCCUGCCUGGUCAUAGCCUUCCCACUUGCGCCCCACUGGUGCAGCGAGGUCCCAACUCCAUGGACAGACAAGAGAGGAGGAGACGGCGACAAAGCAAGAGGCCCUGUCAACUGAAUCGCCUCUACACGGAUAUCGAACUCGAGCCCGAAGUCGUGACGAUCUCCCCGGACAGGGAGGCUCCCGCUGAUAGAACAACUGCGCGACUCUCUGGCAGGGCCACCGAAGGAGUCAGCCCUGCCACCACUGAGACAUCUGUCGCAGUGGAAAGCUCACGCCAUCCGAGCAGUGUAUACGGGUUGCCAACUCAACCAGCUGGUGGAGAGUAUUGGGUAGAGCCCUUUGGGCCGCCGAGUGCCGAGGCACAACUCACACCCAAUGAGGUUCAGCGACUCAAAUUUAUCCGGUGGAAAACGCGACACCCUCCUCCCACGACGGUGUAUCUGCGCCCAUACUUACGGGAGUCUGCUGGCCCCUCCUCCUCUCAUGAGACUUCAUUCGCCGGACUUGGAUGUGCAGCCAUUAUGACAAAAGCAACCGGACAGCCUUUGGAUGCCAAUCCAUGCCCCGCGUCUAUGAAGCCCAGCAACGCGCAUGAAGAGACCACGACCCGACCUCGUCGCAGAGCCAAGCAUGCCAGCAGGCCGGCCAAGAAGCAGCAUCAAGGAGUUGAGCUCUGCACAGAUGGAGAGAGUGAAUCCUCCCCAUCCACUCUCUCUUCCUUUUCAGAUGAACUCGGAGAGUUCGCAAGCGAAAUGACGGUUGGCAGCUUAGUUCUUCGGUCAGUGAGACCACUGCCGCCGCCAACGACACUUGCUGCCUCGUCUAUGGCAACGGGGAUGGCACCGGUUGAUGCCACCUUUACUGCUUCGACCCCAGCCACCGAGGCCUCCGGGGCAUCUGGCUCCAAGACCGAGGACCCACUUGGUCGCACGCCUCUACCUCGACGACGGCCGGCACAAGUGGCUAACGAGGAGAUUGCGGAGGGCAUCACCCCGGCUGGGAUUCCCUACCAACUGCCGAAACCAGUGCCUAAGAAGAGACCGGCCCCGGCAGGCCUGUCCUCCCAUGGGCCUUCUGCACCACCAUCGCCUCCACAGACUUCAGUCUCCAAGGAGCCCUCUACACUGAACUCCGACUGUGCCGACCCACAGGAAGUCAUCACCACCACGGCUCCAGAGACUCAGCCUCCUGUCCAGGACACCGUGGUCACCACGGUACCGCUGCCUACAACUUCUACUUCGGAUGAAAGGAAGCAGACUCACCCGCCGGAGAAGGUGAAGCGGACCAAGAAGACCACCACGAGUAAAGGCGAUGCAACCACCCGUGGACCGACACAGCCACCGAAGAAGAAGCGGGGACCUAAAUCCAAAAUCGGUCCCAAGCCGCGCCCUGCACAGACAGCCGACGUGUACGACCCUGACUACAAGCCUGACCCGGCAAGUCGCCCAAAGCGACGAAGCAAGUGGCUGAACAUCGGCCUAGAUGAGACUCCUGUUGAGACCCCGAAGCGAGGCACAGCCACAGGGGAUUCGAUUUCGGCCAGUGCUGGGUCCAUGCAGACCCAGACGUCGGCCUCAUCUGCAAAGAUCCGCAGACCAACGACUCGCGUCAACUUCGACGUACUGUUUGGCGAUCCUGGCGCCAGCUCCUUGGAAGCCUCCCACGGCGGAGCCUUUGGAUUGCUGGUCCCGUGGACUGGCCCCUCGCGCGUUGGCGAGGUGGCGGCAGGCAUUGGCGAGUUCUCUUCAGCGUCCCGGAUGUACGGAACUGGCUUGCUGCUAAUCCCUGUCGCACCAUCUCUGAAGUCAAUCAGUGCCUGGCAGCACCCCACCGUCUCUUUAUCUGUUCGACAAAUGUGGGCCGCCUACAAGGAUUGGAAGCGAGCCACGCGGGCUGCCAAGACGGCACAGAUGCAGGCACUUACACAGAGUAUGCAAGAGGCCACAGACAAAGGAGACGUUAGGGCACUCUUCCGUCUUGCCGCCAGUCUCUCUCCGCAGAAACGGCGCCCGCGCCUUCAACUGCGAGGGCCCCAGGGCGAGCUUUGGACGCCCCAGCAACAACUGGAUUGCUUGAGACAACACUAUGAGGCCCUGUAUGCCUCUCCGGACACCACUGACACCACGAUCUCCUCUACUGGUCCGCCUCUACCUACGACAUCUCCCACCAUUUCCUUCCCCGACUUUACUGUCACCGAUGUUCUUGAAGGCUUGCUGAAGCUACCGCCGCAUAAGGCUGCGCCUCCAGGCAAGGCGACAAGCAGUUCUUGGGUCUUAUGUGCUCGAGAGCUCGCACCAUGGCUACAUCACAAAAUUUCACAUCUUGACCAGGUGCCAUCCGACUGGCGCGAUGCUUGGAUGAGCUUGCUACCGAAAGUGACACAUCCCAUGAAACCCAAGGACCUGCGCCCACUCGGCAUCACUGAAAUUUCUGGACGUGUUGCUGCCGGCCUGGUCCAAAAAGAGCUGCGACCUUACUUGGUCGAACUCCUGGCAGCGGAACCGCAGUUCGCAUAUGCACCAGGAAGAUCCACAGACGCUGCUUUGUCACGCGUCUUUGCACAUUGUGAGAAGGUCAUUGAAAUGUGCACCCCUGCACCCUACAACAUUCUUGACUCUCGCUUCGCGCCUGCAGCCAAGCCCUUGGCAUCAGGAGGUCUCACCUACCACCUGACGAUACAGGGGAUGAAGGCGAGAAUCCCAGCAGGGCGCGGAUUACGGCAGGGCUGCAGAAUCUCUCCAUUAGUGUGGAGCAUGGCCACAAUUGUGCUGCUGCAUGACUUGGGUGACCGCAUAGGAGAUCACCAUUGGGUCCGAGCUAUGAUCACCGCUUUCGCGGAUGAUAUCCAUGGUGGCGAGUUGAUUACAACCACUGCACAACUUGACAAACUCCUUAUCAAUUUGGGACACCUGCUUGAUGUGCUGAUAGUUUUGCUGCAACGUGGAAAAGACGUCAUGUUCGGCAGACAAAGGUUAGCUUCGAUCGCUUGCAACAUUCCACAGCGGGUCUUCCCAUAUGCCGGCUAUGCCAAAAACGCUUUUCCAGGUGGACUGGUCUCCGUGCUCACAUUGAACAAGGAUGGUCCGGCUAAUGCCUUGCCCACUGCUCCGAGUGUCACAAGUGCACUCACCACCACGGUGCAGACUGUUGCACCGCCUGACGUCUCACCAGACAUCGCACAGCCCGUCGUUACGCAGGAUCCUGAGCUACGUGAUGAGGUUCGUCACCACUGCCCUGAGUGCUCACAGUGGUGCUCUUCUCCUGCCGGAGUCAUGACCCUGCCAGCCACGGGCAACAUGGCGGCGACACCCCCGCCACAGCCGGAGGCUUCGAUCAAUGCCAAAAAUCAGGAGUUGGAGAUGUUUGGCCACCUUUUCAACAGCUUCAGCAACACGGCAACGAGCGGCCAGGCUGCGCAGAAACGCCCACGACCCGAACAGAGGGAUGCUGUCAUGACUCCAGUGCCCGACGAAGCCUCCCUUCCUCGAUCGACAGCCACACCGACAUCAAUCCCCAAGGGCAAAGGCAAGGUCAAGGGGCAGGGCAAGCAUGCAGGCAAGAGCAAGGGCAAGGGCAAAGGCAAGAGCAAGGGUCCACAGUCCUCCACCGAGGUGACAAAUCGCACGGAUCCUUGGACUCUGGAUACAUGGACCGAUCCGGACUCGUGGAGCAUGAGCGGAUGGUCCGUGCCGAGCCUGACCACAGCGGAGUCUUCCAGCACCCUGUUGAUGCAGGUUGCCCGAAUGACAUUACGGCACGAGCAGCAACUUCAUAUCCUCCAACAAGACACUCGACUCUUCCUGUAUCUCAAACCGAACCAGGAGUACUCCGUGCUACCGAUGAUGCUGCAGCUCGCGACGGAAUGGAGACAGACGAUGGAAACCACUCCGACAAAGCUCACGAUGUCACUACGGGAGAUUAUGAUACGGGGUCUGCUCAGGGAGUGGAAAACCCGCCUUCAGGCCUUCCAGAAGAGCGAGGAGACCAAGAUCACAGGACAACGCCUGCAGUGGUUGGACAGCCUGGGGCAUUGGAACUACAUGCAUUGGUGCCCGAUCAAGCAGGAACUAGUUCUGACGGAGCGCCAGGAAUCCAGGUCCACCGAAGAGAUCUUGACCAUGAUCCAGGAGAUGGAGGAGCUGAUCACGGGAGACUCUAUCAAGAACUUCAAGUCCAUGAGACAACUUCGCGAGUCAUAUCAAACGGACUGGGUGCAGUUCCUGGUGGAAGUUCAGCUACGCGGACCAGGCGACAAAUUGUGGACUAUUUUCAACGAUCUCAUCGGCAGUGCAGCGCUCCACCUUCUUGCCGCCCGACUCCGGCGGAACCGCUAUCCGUACUCGGGCCUAGCCCAGAGCAUCCAGGCCCAGGUCUGGUGA
Messenger RNA from Symbiodinium sp. CCMP2592, 4440 nucleotides. Lineage: Eukaryota; Dinophyceae; Suessiales; Symbiodiniaceae. The record is from the annotation of a GenBank genome assembly.